Molecule: messenger RNA, 1046 nt
Organism: Cuscuta epithymum
Lineage: Eukaryota; Viridiplantae; Streptophyta; Magnoliopsida; Solanales; Convolvulaceae
Source: the annotation of a GenBank genome assembly
AUCAACUGACGAAUAUAACAUAUCCAAAUCGUAUUUGCUAGGUACCUGUUAGACAUAAUAUGGGCUUGUUAAUAUAUUAAUGUUUGUAAUUAGCCUUAUGUAAAUUAGUGGGCCAAGGGCUUACAUUUUAGAAUCAGUAGCACUAUAGCAGUAUAUAUAUGGCCAUCGGCCAGAUUGUAAAGGAGGCAGAAGAGUAUCAAAUGAAUUAAUCUUUUGAUUCCCGAAUUAAUCUUUUGACUCUUGCCUUAAUCCAAUAUGGUAUCAGAGCGUUAGAAAGGAAGAGCAGCCGCAUGAGGUCGACCGAGGAGGAGGAGCCGCAGCACCAGCGUGUUCCAGCGGCGUUCAUCAUGGCGGAUCCAACCACGGUGCACUAUCUAGACUCCGGCAAUAAUUGUCGCCGUACUGCUGCGGAGCCUGCGGAUGCGGCUGCCGAUAAUAGUCGUGGCCUAGUCCUCACGCACGUCGCGCUCAAGGGGGGGGGGGGGGCAGAAAACUCAUGUCGUAACCAAGGACCAGCUGCCUAGUACUCUUACACCUCUGCCGUCUUGGGCCGGUGAGCGUGCAAGUGCAGCGACUGAUGCAAAAAUAAAUGGGCUUAACAAGCUAAACAUUUCGUUAGACUGGAUUAUUGACACAGGGGCGUCUCACCACGUUACUGGUGAUAUUUCUUGCUUGACAGACCGCACACGUAUAGAGACACGCAAGGUGGGGCUGCCGGAUGGCCGCAUGGUUGCUGCAAUUUUUGAGGGCCGUGUGACACUCACUAAGAAUCUUGACCGUGACUCGAGGAACCUGAUUGGAGCCGGUGAAAGACGAGAUGGGCUCUACUUUUUCCGAGGGGUACCACUACUACAUGCUAUUCACACUCCGGCAUUGACAGAGUUUGAGCUGUGGCACCGUCGUUUGGGUCAUCCUUCGGAUCGAGUUAUUAAAUUAUUACUUGCUGUGCGUGCUAGUUCCUCUGAAAAACGCCUGAAUAAAGCUUGUGAGGUAUGUCCACAGGCCAAACAAGUUCGUGACUCUUUCCCCCUUAGUACCAAUAAAGC